Messenger RNA from Apis laboriosa (Himalayan honeybee), 12593 nucleotides. RefSeq lists its product as uncharacterized. The transcript is spliced from 7 exons. Gene Ontology annotation, cellular component: nucleus. Gene Ontology annotation, molecular function: ATP-dependent chromatin remodeler activity; ATP hydrolysis activity; ATP binding. Bases 872 to 9838 code for a protein of 2988 amino acids. The record is from RefSeq and is a predicted model, not a curated record. NCBI's taxonomy places the organism in Eukaryota, Metazoa, Arthropoda, Insecta, Hymenoptera, Apidae.
CAUAGCGCAGUCAAGAUGGCGUUCCACCAAGUGAAAUUACUUGUUAGAAAAAGUAUGUGAAAAAAAAUGCCGCGGAAAGCUUGAGAACGACGCGUGCGAGUUUAAGUCUUGAGUGAAGUUUCGGUGACACAAUAAAUUCUCGUGGUUUCGCCAUGCAUUUUAGAUGAAAAGAAUUCAAACGUCAGAAUAGAAACGAUGCAUGUAUUAACCCAAGUGACAAGGUUUGUUCGCUGAUCUUCGGACAUUGCGGAGAACCGUGAUCGUCGAGCGGCGAACAACGACGCUAUGGCGUCCAUCGGACGUGUGUAUGUGUGUGUCAUUAUUUUUAAUCCGCAAUUAACGGCUAAUUAAGCAGUCGUAACUGUGGAUCACAAGUAGAAUUCAAUGCGUGUGAAAUUCGCGUUACCGGUUGUUAAACGCGACUUCUUAGUGUUAGUCGUCGAACCGGAUCGGUUUAUGCAAAAACAAACAUUCUGGGUUGCUUUCAUUUCCCCUGUUUGACAGCUCCUAAUCUAAAUUACUUGGAACAGUAUGAAUAUUUUAUUUCGAUUUCUUUGAUUACAUUGUCACAAACUAAAUUGUGCUUCUGCUAUAAUUCUCUCAUUAAAGAGUAUGGCACAAAUCGUUACUGUUAGAAUUUAUUCGUGAGCUCGAGAAUGUGAUUAAACUGAUUUUUCAACAAGUGUGCUUAAUUGCAAGUGUUUAUAAUUCAUAGCUUAUAUAUCAUUUUGAAAUAUUUUGUUUUUAAAUCUCUUUAUAAUAUGUCAAUGCAUGCAAUUUCUCAUUGUUAUACAGGAAAGUGACAAGACAUUCCAUGAUUUCAUAUAAAAUUUUAGUUAAAUACAUUGUGACUUAAUGAACUUUUCACAUCAUGUCAAAUAGUUUGGACAGCUUUUUAACACGUAUUGGGGAUGUCACUAUAGAACGUGUGACUCCUCGUUCAGGCCCUAAGCCUAAUGAAACAGUAAUGUCAACUGAAACUGCAACAAAUACAAAUAUGAAUAAUAUAGAGUCUCAAACAGGAAAUGAUGAAAGUUCAGAGGAAUCUAGUAGUGAAACAUCUGAUGGAGAACAUGAUAAGAAAAAUGAUACGUUACAGUCAGAGGAAAUAGAAGAAAUACGUUCAGAAGGAUCAGGAGACGAUAUGGAUUUAGAUGAAACAAUUGAUUCACAAAUUGGUGUACGAGCAGAAUCAGAACGGCAUCAUUCUCAAGUUGAAGAGGAUGAUGAAGAGCCAGUUAAUAUAUUAGAUACUUUACCAUUAGAAGGAGCCCCAAUUGAGGGUCAAGAAGUAUCUGAAGCAGAUUUACUUGGAAAAUCAAUUUCAAAGGAUACAGAUGAUGAAGGAAGCAUAGGACAUGAAAAUGACAAACAUGAAGGUCAUUCUAUGGAAGAAGAAAGUACAGAAAGUAACAAGAGGCAUGCUGAUUCAGAACAUUCUGAUACAGUUAAAAAGAAGCAGAAAAAAGAUGAUGGAACUGAAGGAUCUACAUCAGAAUGUGAAACAAAAACAGAAAAGAAAUUAGCAAAUAUGAGAAGAAAUAUUCGAGAAGUUAUGGAUGAAACUCAACUUGAUGAAGCUACUUUAUCAGCUCAAAGACAAGAAAUGGAGCGUCUUCGCAGAGUACAAGAACAGCAAAGAAUAAUUCGUGAAGUUCAACGGCAAAUAGCAAUAAAUAGACAAAAUAAUAAAACACAAACAAGAGUAAUCAGUCUAUUACAAGGUAAACAGAAUCAAGCAGGCACUACUAUUUCGCAAUCAUCUCCAUCUGCUCCAGUUCGUUUACCAAAUACAGUGCUUCUUAAAGUAAAUUCUGGAUCUGGAACUGGAUCUCAAACUACUUCUAGUAUGCAAACAAAUCAAAUACAAAGAAGAUCAGUAGAAGGAUCUCGAUGGCAAAAAGGUAGAGGUGUUUAUCAAGGAGCACAAACAUCAAUUUCACGAGUUGCAAAUCGUCCUAGUGGCCCUAAUAUGUUACAACAAAGAAUUCGAAUGAUGACUCCUUCAGUAAGCAUAUCUCCUGUAGUUCCUAAAAAGGAACCUAUGGAUAGAUCUGAAUAUUAUUCAGAUUCUGAAAUCUCGGAUAUAGAAGCUGAAGAAGCUUUACGUGAAAAACAAAUACAUACUGUUAAAAAAGUAUCAGCUGGACCAAAGUCUCAAAAAACAGCUAAAGGCAAAGAUGUGGUUACAAUAUCUAGUUCUAGCGAAAGUUCAGAUGAUGAUUGCAUAGUUUUAAGUGAUCCAAGUGGUGGAGAAGAUACAGACAACGAAGAUGAUCCAUCCAAUUCUGGUAUGCAUACUAAUGAUAGAUAUAACAUUCCAGAUGAACAUGGUAGAGUGUUAAUAAAUGUGGGUCAUCCUGAAACAGAGCCUGAUGUAUUUUUAGCUCCACAGGUAGCUCGUAUUAUUAAACCUCAUCAAAUUGGUGGUAUUCGUUUUCUUUAUGAUAAUAUUGUUGAAAGUAUUGAAAGAUUUAAAACUAGCUCUGGUUUUGGUUGUAUUCUUGCUCACAGUAUGGGUUUGGGAAAAACACUUCAAGUUGCUAGUUUCUGCGAUAUUUUUUUCCGAUGUACUACUUCUAAAACAGUCUUAUGUAUUAUGCCUAUUAAUACAUUGCAAAAUUGGUUAACAGAAUUUAAUAUGUGGUUGCCAUACGAAGAUCCUAAUGUUUCAGAAAAACAUAGCAAAGGGUCAUGUAUCAAAUCAGAAUCUAUUAUGGAGCUUAAACAAGAAGUUAAAGAUGAAAGUGGGAAUCAGAGUGAUAUAUCAAACAUGUCAAGUAUGUCAAAUAUAUCAAGGCCUAUUAGUACAGAAUCAGCUCAUCGUUUUGGACAAGAAAGUACAUCUCAAUCUAUAAAUAUUAUGCCAGAAAAUCCAUAUAUUCAUCAAGGAUAUGAAACGCAUAACAUGUUACCUAGUUAUGUACAGGAUAAUAUGUUAAAUAAAAAUAUAUCAGAUUCGCAAGUACAUAUAAAUGAAAAUUAUCAUAAUGAUAUUUCACAAAAUACAAUAUAUAAUGCAAAUGCUAAUCCAAUGUCUACAUUUGAUUCAAUGAAAUCAGAAGUAAAUUGUCAUGGCAUGCAACAAAGAUCAAACAUGCCAGAUACAAAAUUUGGAGUGGAAAAUCAAAAUUCUAAUAACAUAUAUUCUGGUUUAGAAAAUCGAUCACAAACUUCCAUAUAUCCAGGUAUGGAAGUUCGAAAUCCUAAUACUUUAUAUCAUGGAGUAGAAAGUCAUCAUUCUGUAUCUAUGUAUCCUAAUUAUGAUAAUUCUACUAAUUCUUUUUCUAAUUAUUCAAAUCGAUCAACUCAAGAGUCAGAUCAAGAUCCAAGAAAAGAUUGUUUUAAAAAUACUUUAUCUUCUAUAAAUUCAGAAGUUAAUGUAAAGAAAGAACCAGAAGAAACAGUUAAAAAAGAGGAAAGUACUUGUACAACAAAAGAGGAAACAAUAAGCGAAGAGAAAAAGGAAAUUGAAAAAAUUAAAACUCCAUUUAUUGUAGAUGCUCCUAUUGGUAUGGAAGUAAGACCACGACAUUUUCGUUUGCAUAUCUUAAAUGAUUCUCAUAAAACCAUGGCGGCAAGAGCUAAAAUAAUUCAAGAUUGGCAAAUAGGGGGUGGAGUUUUAUUAAUUGGAUAUGAAUUAUAUAGACAAUUAUCUUUAAAAAAGCCAAACAAAGCAAAAAGAAAACGUGGACAACCUUUCAAAGAUACUGUUGAUGUUGAAGAAGAAGAAAAAAAUAAAGGAUUAUUAGAUGAAAUGCAUACAGCUUUAGUUAAUCCAGGUCCUGAUUUAGUUAUAUGUGAUGAAGGCCAUAGAAUAAAAAAUUCCCAUGCUAGUAUUAGUAUGGCUCUGAAACAAAUGCGCACAAAACGUAGAAUAGUAUUAACUGGAUAUCCAUUACAAAAUAAUCUUUUAGAAUAUUGGUGCAUGGUUGACUUUGUAAGACCUAAUUAUUUGGGAACUAAAAGUGAAUUUUGUAAUAUGUUUGAAAGACCAAUUCAGAAUGGUCAAUGUAUUGAUUCAACACCACAAGAUAUACGUUUAAUGAGAUAUCGUGCACACGUAUUACAUGCUUUAUUAGAAGGUUUUGUACAAAGAAGAUCUCAUUCUGUAUUACAAGUUUCUUUACCACGUAAAGAAGAAUAUAUUCUUCUUGUUCGAAUGACAUCACAUCAGCGUAAAUUAUAUGAUACCUUUAUGAAUCAAGUAGUAAAGACGCGUGCAGUACCUAAUCCGCUGAAGGCUUUUGCAGUAUGUUGUAAAAUUUGGAAUCAUCCUGAUAUUUUAUAUCAUUUUCUGCGUAAACGACAAGCAAAUGAAGAAGAUGAUUUAGAUUUAGAAGAAACAAUUGGUGAAAAAUCUACACCUGGAGGUAAACGUUCGAAAGCUCGGCAAUCAAAAGGAGAAACCAGAAAAGGAAAGAAAACAAAUACAACUAUAAAAAACAAACCAGCAGCUAGUGUACAACCUAAUGCUUCAUCAUCUAAUACUGAAAAUGUAGAGAAUGAUAAUUCACAUACUACUCCAAAACAGAAUAAUUAUUCCAAUUAUCCUCCUAUGCCAAUGAAUAAUUCAGGAUAUUCAAAUUCUAUAUCACAAAAUUCUUAUCCUCAUGGUUAUCAAAAUUAUAGAUCAAAUGACCAAAAUACAUAUUAUAGAAAUGACAAUAGCCAUGGAGAAUAUAAUGAAUUUUAUAAUAAUCAAGGAUCACAAAGAUAUGGAAAUCAAUCAUUUCAAACAUAUACACAAACUCCAGGAUAUAAUACAUCACAAAAUUACUCUAAUCAAUCACAAAAUUAUAUACCAAACAAUGAACAAUCUACAAAUAAUCAUUCUCAACGAUAUCCAACUACUCCUUCCAAUUCAGAAUUUCGUUCAGAUCAGAAUCAAGGAAAUAAUUAUGAAGUAUCUGGAAUGUAUUCACGUCAAUCUUAUCCUUAUCAAGAUCAUGGACGUAAUUAUGGAUCAAAUUUAAAUCCAGGAUCUAAUAAUUAUUCUCAAGUUCCAAAUCAAUCUUCUUUUCAAUCACAAAUGCCAAAUCAAUCUGCAAAUAUGCCAUUACCAGAUUAUUCUCCAUAUGCAUCAAAUCAAACUCAAAAUUACAAUUCUGGAACAAGUCAAACGAAUACUAUAUAUUCAAGAAAUGAAAGUCAAUCAUUACAAAAUCCUACAUUAGGAUAUAAUACAAAUCAACAAGGACAAAAUUCAACACCUCAAACGCCAAAUGUUGCAUAUCUUCCAAGUCAACAAGGACAAAAUACGACAACUGCUCAAAAUCGUGGCUUUUCUCCAAAUCAACAAAAUCAGAAUCUUCCUUUACAAAGUUCUUCUCAUACUUAUGGUGGCUCACAAUCACAAAGUAUACCAUUAUCUAACCAAGCCCACAAUUAUCCUACUCAAGUAAAUUCAAAUCCUUCAUCACAAACAUCACUUACUUUUAAUCAACAAUCUCCAACUCCUAUGCCACAGAGUCAAUCUCAUCCAUAUAUGACAAAUUCAUCAAAUCAAGCAUCAAUUUCACAAAAUCAAAUGCGUGGAUAUCCUACAUCAACUCAAAAUCAAAUAAAUGUGCCACAAAAUUCAUCUUCAUAUCCUACUAGCCAAUCAGCUUCAAAUGCUCCCACUCAAACACAUGGAUAUCCUCAAGAUCAGCAAGGAUCAGUUGCUAAUACACAAAAUACUAUGCAUGGAUAUUCACAUCUUGUAUCUCCAUCUACAUCACAAAAUCAACCUUAUCCGCCUAAUAUACAAAAUCAAACAGGAAGCUCAUCAAAUGCAAAUCAUGCUUAUGGUUCAAAUCAUCAAGGUUCAGCAUCAAUACCAUCAGCUUCAACUCAUAGAUACAAUACUUCUCAACAAGGACAAAUUUCACAAUCUCAAAAUCAAUCUCUUUCAUAUUCUCAAAAUCAGCAAGCACCAACUUCUUUAAAUCAAAAUGAUCAACUAUAUUCCAGAUCAGAUAAUCAACAACAAACUCAAAAUUAUACAUCAACAGCUAAUACAUCCCAUGAAUUUUCAACAGAUCGUCAAAGUGGAGGUUCAUCUACAAAUCCUACAAAUAAUUAUUCAGUAAAUCAAACAUCAUCUCAAAAUACUGUUUUAUCAAAUUAUUCAUCAGAUAGUGCUCAUCAAAAUCAAGUAAAUCAAAUGAAAGGUUCAGAAGACUCUUAUUGGCAAAGAAAUUAUUCUCAAUCAUUUCAAUCUGAUCAGUGUAAUGAUCCAUAUUAUCGGGAUGUAAAUCCUAAUGUGAAUCGAUAUCAAAAUAAUUAUUUUCCAUCACAAAAUUAUCAAAAUCAAUCUUACGAUUAUAGUAAUAAUCAUAAUUCAGAUACUAAUACACGUACAGAAGAUGCAAAAUGUCAACAAUCUUCUACUCAUAUCCAAAAUUCAGGAUCUUCUGAAAAGAACAAAAAUAAUAAAGAAAUGACAUCAAGUGUUGGUGUGCAAAGUCAACCAAUUCAUCAAAAUAAUCUAUCUACAAAUUCAGGCUAUAAUUCUGAAUCAAAUUGUCAAACUUCAGUUUCUAGAUCUGUGCAAAGUCUUAAUACAUUGCAUAGUCCUCGAUUAAAUCAAAAUGAUUUAAUAAAAGAAGAGGAAAAAGACAAAGAAGACUUAUUAGAUAAAGAUAAAGAAGACAAGUCUGAUGAUGAAGUUCUUACAAAAGAUGAAGAAAAAGAUAGUAAAAGUUCUCCAGGAGGAAAAGAAGAUCCUGGAAUUCCAUAUGAUUGGGCAACAGAAUUGAUGAAGGGUUAUGUACCAGGAUUGAUUGAUGCUUCUGCGAAAAUGACAAUUUUCUUUUGUAUUUUGGAAGAAGCAAUUAAACUCGGUGAUCGUGUUUUAGCAUUUUCUCAAUCACUAUUUACAUUGAAUCUCAUUGAAGAUUUUUUAUCUAGAAAUAGUUUAAAAUAUCCUGAUGGGCAAACAGAUGCUUGGAUUAAAAAUGUAAAUUAUUAUCGUCUGGAUGGUAGUACUAGCGCUUUAGAAAGAGAAAAACUCAUUAAUGAAUUUAAUAAUAAUCCAAAAAUUCAUCUGUUCCUUGUUUCAACACGUGCUGGUUCACUCGGCAUUAAUCUUGUUGGCGCUAAUCGUGCCAUUGUAUUUGAUGCUUCUUGGAAUCCUUGUCAUGAUACACAAGCUGUUUGUAGAGUGUAUAGAUAUGGACAACAGAAACCUUGUUUUGUUUAUCGUUUAGUUACUGACAAUUGUUUAGAAAGAAAAAUAUAUGAUAGACAAAUUAGUAAGCAAGGAAUGGCUGAUCGUGUGGUUGAUCAAUGCAAUCCAGAUGCCCAUCUUUCUUUGAAAGAAGCAACUACAUUAUCUUGGGAUUGGGAAGAAGAUAGUCAAAUACAAGAUUUUUCUCAAACAAAAGAUAGUUAUUCUGAUGAAGUUAUGCAUCGUGUAUUAGAACGUCAUUCUUCAUUAUUAACAAAACAGCCUUUUCAUCAUGAAAGUCUUUUGGUCGAUAGAAAAGAUAAAAAACUCAGUCAAGCUGAAAAACGAUUAGCUCGUCGUGGCUAUGAACUUGAAAAAAUGGCAGCCAAUUGUUCUAGACCCAGUUAUAAUUAUGUUCCUGGAAAUACUGCUACACGGGCAGGUGGAUUACAAAUUCGAGCAAUUCGAGGUGGUGAUAAUAGUACUACUUCUAAACCAGUUGCUUCGGUUAGACCAAUGCAGCAACGUGGUGCUGAAGGUUUGGGAUCGCGUAGUGUGACAGGAAGUCGUUGGAUACCAGCAGAAGUAUGGCAAAGACAAGGAAUGAGUGCACAAGAAAUGACGUUACCGUUAGAUGUUGUUAUUCCUACGAAUUCCCCUGAUAAAGGUAGUAUUGUGUUGAAAGCUGGUCAACGAGUAAUGGUGCUAAAAAGUCCAAAAGGCAUUUAUAUGCAAUUAGAAUCUGGUAAAAUUAUUGCUAUUCGAACGGCUCUUAAAUUGAAUCAACAAAAACGAGAGGAAGAACCUAAAAAAGGCGUAUCAUCAAUGACGCAAAGAAAUUCAAAACCAGAAGUUGGAUUUCCAUUGAGAAAUAAUUCAGCCAUAUCCAUAAUACCAAAAUCAUCUUCAAGUAAUCAAACAAGUGGGCGUUCGAUUAAUAAACCAGGAAAUGGACCUAAUUAUAGGCCAUUUGCUGACAAAGAAACUUCAAAAAGACCAAAACCUGUUGCUACAGCAACUGCUAAACCUUAUAUGAGUCAUGUUAAUUUAACUAAUCAAGUUUCUCUAUCAAGAUUACCAAAAGUAAAACAGGAACCAGUAGAUCAUUCGACACUCGGAGAAAAUUCAAAUUCUUCGGAUGGUCAAGUUAGAACUGAACAAAGAGUAGAAGAAGUUAGAUUGGAGGAUGUGGUUGCGGAAGUAAGUUCAAAUACAGAUUAUAGUCCUCCUAAUCAUAAUCGUGUAACCAAUUCAGAUACUGAUACUGCUCUACAAAAAUCAUCUGAGGAAAAUAGUCAAGUAUAUUCGGAUUCUGUAACUGCACAAGGUGUUCAAACGCAACAUGAUCAAGAAACAGAAUUAACAUCAAAAAUAGAUAAACAAUGUUCUCCUCCAAUUGAAAAAGAAAUCAUGAAAACAACUGAUACAUUAACAAAUUAUGGGCAUAAUUUUCAAAAUCAACAAGAAAAAAGAGACACAUCUAAUGAUGAAAUUAUAAUUGAAGAUCCAUCGCCGGUAUCCUCUCAAAUUCAAUCGCAAAUACCAUCACAAAUACCGCCACAAGUAUCUCCACAAAUACAAGUAUCACAGCCAAUAUCAUCUCAGAUACCAUCUCAAGUACAAUCACAAAUAUUAUCUCAGAUACCACCGCAGUUACCGUCACAGAUAUCAUCACAGAUAUCUUCUCAGUUAUCAUCACAAGGACCACCACAAAUACCACCUCAAACAUCACCACAAGUUGUAACACAAUCAACACCAUCUGGUCCACUACAACCGUUGUUAACGCAACAAUCUACACCAUCAACUAUGCAAAUACCACCAACAUCUACAUUACGAGGUGCAGAAGUUCCUAAAGAUAUAACAGAUUCAACUAUUGGCUCCUCUACUACAUCUAUAUGUACUGGAACAAAUACUAUGACAUCUCCGAAAACAACAGAGCCAAGUAUGCGUGAAACUUCUAUACAAAGUGAACCUCCUAAUGUUCCACAAGGUUACCCUUAUGCUCAGUAUCCACGAUAUUAUGAUUAUAGUGAUCCUCGAUCACGAUCAUUAUCUACUCCUUAUGGUACAUAUUUCCCUGGUGUUCCACCUCAUGCAGCAAAUCCUAGAUUACCAAUGGAUUCCACAAAAACUCAGCCAGACUUAGGAAAAUCUAUAGAAGAAAGGACAAUGAUGAAUAUGCCUCCUGCAUAUUCACAAGUACCUAAUACUACUGCCAAAACAUUAGCAAAUACCACAGAAACGAAAGGUGCAGAAAUGGUAACUACAACAGUAGCUACUACUCCUAGUAGAGAUGAAACGCACAUACCCACUGCGUUUAGUCAUCCUACGAGUAGUCGUUAUCCUGGACCUUAUCCACCAGGACCGUAUGAUCCAUAUUCACAACAUUAUCCUCCAACACCCGGUUCGUCAGCAACUUAUCCACCAGGUGUAGGUGCUCCUGGAUAUCCAGCAUAUGGUGGACCAAGUUACAACACGGAAUAUGCUCGUAUGUAUACAGCGUUUCAUGGUCCUCCUCCACCAGCAGAUCCUUAUAUACAUAGAGGUUAUGCACCCCCUUCUUCGCAUCCACCUAAUUAUUAUCCUCCAUUCCCACAUCCACCACCUCCUUAUCCCAAUUAUUCCUUUUUAUCACCAUAUCCAAAUCCUAAUAUGCCUAGCGAGCCACAACCACCUGCUCAGUAGGAAACUUAAGUGGUAUUACGAAAAAAUGAUUAGUUUAAUAAUUUCAUAAAAUGUCGCAUAUUGCGAAAGUUCAAAGGCUGUCGCGAUUCAGAAGCUUAAUAGACUGAAGCUGUAAAACGCAUUGAUGUAAAUAUUUAGUCACAAGUAUUGUAUUAAGAUAAUAAAUUUGCGCAGGUACUUUUUUUUUUAAAGUACCAUUUAUGUCACUAUGGAAGGAGAUUAGAUAAUCUCAAUUAACUUUGAACUGUGCAAUUUGUUGAAAUGUUCAGAAUAUUUAGCCUUGACUGUCAUGCCGUUUUACGAUGCGUUUAUUCGAGUAAAUAACAUGUUAGUGGUUACGAGUAUAAAUAAUUUCUCGAUUUAAUAUUCCAUAGUUUCAUGGAAGUAUUUAUAUUUUUUAUAGCAUAUGAAUAUUUUGAUUUUACGAAUUUUAAGUAAGAACUCUUAAAGUACAAUUAUAGCAUUUGGAAAUAUUUUUGACUAGCAUUUCUUAUUUAUUUUUAUUAUUUUUAAUGACAAAGAUUAAUGAACACAAAUGAUACUAGGAAUAUUGAAUGAGAAAUAAUUUUGUACAUUUUAAACGAAUAAUAUAAAGAAGAAAGGAAUGCUGUAUACUAUCAUUUAGCUUUGUGCAUAAAUGCUAUAUUAAUCUCAUUUUUAUAUUUUGCAAUGAAAAAAAGGGAAAAUAUUUAACUAAUCACAUUUUGAUUAAUCAUAAUACUCAGAAACAUAUGAAUUAUAAGAAAAGAAUAAAAAUAUGCAUAAAAUUUUAUACAUCAGCAUUCCAUCUUCGGUUUUAUAUGUACUGAAAAUAUCAAUAUACAUCAUUUUCUAAAAUCGAUUGAAUUUUCGUUUUGUUAAUCUUAGGAGAGUGAUGGAUAUUUUUACAUUAUUUAUAAAAUGAUAUUAUUUAAAAAAUUGUUUAAAAAAAAUAAUUAAUAUUUUUUAAAUAGUAAUAUAUUUAUAUGAUCUUAGAAUUUAAUAUUUUUAAUAUAUUUUGAUUAAAUUAUUAUAUAAAUACAUGAUAUUUUUUAUUAUAUAAUUAUUAUAUUAUUCAUACAUCACUCUUCUGUGGAAAUAAAUUAUAGUCUGCGCAUCGUUAUUUCGGUUUCUAACUUCAAUAAUUAAUCUUUAAACAAUAAAAUUAAACUCACCAACAUUUACACCAUAUGCUCUGAAUCUAUAUAUCACUUCUGACUUUUUACAUACAUUAUACAUACAGUAUUCACUUGGAACAUUUAGCAGCCAGUAUACAGUUUACAGCAUCCUUAGCAAGUUGUAUAUGACUAUGUAUUACUAUUAAACGUUACAAUUUCUGAAAUAGAUAAUCUCAUAGUAGAAUGUAGGAUUGUUGUUAACUAGGAUGUCUUACAGUUCAUGACUGUCUUGAAAUAUGAAUAAAAGAAGGAUAGGGAGAACCAUGAUUUUCAAAAGCGAUUUUUCAAACUCGGAACUGUGAUAUUUUGUCAUAUUCUCGUGUAACAUUUUUGCUUGUAUAUUUUUUAAUUAGAAUCGAAGUUUAACUUUGAUUCGUGCAUAAAAUUGGUAGAAAUGAAAAUUAUGAUUGCGGAUGCAGUGUAUUGAAUUGAAAUUAUGCAUUUAUGUUAAUGUAAGUUAAUUGAGAGAGCAAGCACGAGAUUUUUAAUCAAUUUUCCAAAUGGGAUAUCGAGCCGCAUGUAUGUUUAUCAUGGUGCUCCCUUUAAAUAUAUAGGAAAAUUAUUAUAGAAAAUAAGCAUUCAUGCUGAAUACUAUUAUAGUAUGUGUUUUUCAUUGAAUCUGUCACAUGUUUGCUGCGAAAGAUACAUUGGUAUCUUACAUGUUGGUACGUGUUGUGGAUUGUACGUUUUCUAGGUUUUAAGUGUACAGGUUUGACAUAACACGAAUAUUAUCGUGAGAUGUAUUUUUGCAAACAAGCGACAGAAUCUAUUACAAAUACAUACGAGAUUAUAUUUACAAAAAAUAAAACAAUUAUUUUGUCUCUGUUAUAGCUUUUUUGCCAUUUACAUACUUGUAAAUACCCAUUAUUUACAUUUCAUACUUUAUUUAUUACUAUACAUUAUCCAUUCUUAUCGCUUUUUUGAUGUCAAAGUAUUGAUCUUAUGUAAAAUAAAUUGUUUACACUGAUCAAAAUUGUUUUUGAUUGUAGUAUUGUUGCAGAGAAAUUGAAACAUAUUAUAUAUAUAUAUAUAUAUAUUAUAUAUAUAAUUGUUUGUAUGACGUUUAUCUUUACGUCUGACCAAUUGUUUGACUUAAAAUUAAUGUAUGAUGCAUGUAGAUGCGUAGGAUAAAAACUUAAUACUUAUAUGUCAAAAAAGUUAAGGUUGUAAUUAAGAAAUGAAUCUAUCUAUAAAAAUUUCAAUAUACUUGUGGUAGCACGGACAAAACGUUCUUAAUUAUACACUUUUCUCUAUGCAUAUUAUGUGAUUUAAUGUGUCACACACAUGCGCGCGCGCGCGCGCACACACACACACAUACAUACACACACACACACACAGAGCAUAUACACAAGCUGGGUUUAUUGAAAAGUUAUAAUUAAUAAAUAACUUUGUAGGAGAAAAUCUAAUAUUUUUUUUUAUAAAUCAUUUUUCUCUGAUUGUAAUUUUUCUAUAAACCAUGCUACAGUGUACAAAGAAAAUAAAAUCGUUCGAAAUUAAGAGAAAUAAUUUUUUUGUAACAGAUAAGUUAGUUUGAUAACACUAUAUUAAUUUAAUAAAAAAAAUAAACUUAUAUUUGCGUAUGCGCGUCAUAUUGUGUA